Messenger RNA from Alosa sapidissima (American shad), 4343 nucleotides. It is a transcript of the gene syt10, whose product is annotated as synaptotagmin X. Lineage: Eukaryota; Metazoa; Chordata; Actinopteri; Clupeiformes; Clupeidae. Bases 92 to 1834 code for a protein of 580 amino acids. Gene Ontology annotation, biological process: calcium-ion regulated exocytosis; regulation of calcium ion-dependent exocytosis; regulation of dopamine secretion. The record is from RefSeq and is a predicted model, not a curated record. Gene Ontology annotation, molecular function: calcium-dependent phospholipid binding; clathrin binding; syntaxin binding. Gene Ontology annotation, cellular component: membrane. The transcript is spliced from 7 exons.
GUCAUUUCAUGCAGGAUAUGGACGUGGAUGCCUCUCCCUCUCUUCUCUCCUCGGCACAUUGGCUACAGUUGGCCGCUCUCAUGCCGGCCCAAUGAACCCCCAACCUCACGGCUCGUCUAGCAUACAAUGGAUUAACAGGAAAGACAUGAGUAUCCGUUCUGAGGACAGCAUAAGCCUGUGCCAGAGGGCUCUGCAGAUAGUUACAGAGCUCUGCCUCGCUGGUCAUGUUGACCGCGAGAAAUGCUCUGACAUAUUCCCGUUGGAGAGCACCAUACCAGGUAAAGGAAGUGCAGACAUCUCUGUCAGUCUCCUUGCUGUUGUCGUGGGUUUCUGUGGUCUCGCCCUGUUGGUAGUUUCUCUCUUUGUCUUUUGGAAGCUGUGCUGGCCCAUCUGGAGGAGCAAGGCCCUGUCAUCCCAUGUGGACAACCGUGGCCAGGGUGCACUCCCUGAAGCGCCUCCGCACAUGACCUCCUUGCCUCAGCCUCCCGCCGCCGAGACGAAGGUGGUGCUGGCAGGCAGGCAGCCAUCGCCGCAGCCGCUGCAGAAACAGCAUGACGAGGACGAGUGGAAGCGGAAAGUUCCAGAAGUGAAGGUCAACGGCCGGAGCUCGGUGAAGCUGCUCGAGGCGGCCAUGAAGAUCAGUCAGACCUCGCCGGACAUUCCAGCGGAGGUGCAACAGGCUCUGCACGAGCACCUGACCAAGCAGGCUAAGAUCCAGAGACAGACCACAGAGCCUACCUCCUCCUCCAGGCACAAUUCCUUCCGCCGUCAUCUUCCACGACAAAUGAAUGUGACUAGUGUUGACUUUAGUAUGGACACUCUGCCCAUGCGGCAGUCUUCAACCACAAGCAUUGGCCGGAUAAAGCCAGAGCUUUACAAGCAGAAGUCUGUGGACUCAGAAGAGGGUAACAAAGUGCCAGUGGAGACCUGCGGCAAGCUGAGCUUUGCCCUGCGCUACGACUACGAAGAACAGGCCUUGGAGGUGCGCAUCCUUAAAGCCUUGGAGUUACCAGCAAAGGACUUCACAGGAACCUCGGACCCAUACGUGAAGAUCUACCUGCUGCCCGAGCGCAAGAAGAAGUUUCAGACCCGCGUCCACCGCAAGAACCUGAACCCCGUGUUCGACGAGACCUUCCGCUUCCCAGUCGAGUACGACCAGCUGUGCAACCGAAAGCUCCACUUCAGUGUGUAUGACUUUGACCGUUUCACCAGUCACGACAUGAUCGGCGAAGUGGUGGUGGACAACCUCUUCGAGCUGUCAGACCUCUCCAGGGAGGCAGUGGUCUGGAAGGACAUUCUUGCUGCCACUACAGAAAGUGUGGACUUGGGAGAGAUUAUGUUCUCUCUCUGCUACCUACCCACAGCUGGCAGAGUGACCCUUACCGUCAUCAAGUGCCGGAACCUGAAAGCCAUGGACAUUACUGGCUCCUCGGACCCUUAUGUGAAAGUGUCCCUCAUAUGUGAUGGCCGAAGGCUAAAGAAGAGGAAGACCACAACCAAGAAGAGCACCCUCAAUCCAGUGUACAAUGAAGCCAUCAUCUUUGACAUCCCCCCUGAAAAUGUGGAGCAAGUCAGCUUGUCAAUCAUGGUGAUGGAUUAUGACCGAGUGGGCCACAAUGAAGUGAUUGGCGUGUGCCGAACGGGGCCUGACGCAGAGGGUCUGGGCCGUGACCACUGGAAUGAGAUGCUCGCUUACCCACGCAAGCCCAUCACACACUGGCAUGCCCUGGGAGAGGUACCGGAGAGUUCCUUUUUCCUGAAAUGGCCAGGAAGAGCGACGAGCUUUGAAAGUCAGGGCUCCUGUCCUUCUCCCAAGCCUCCUCAAACUCCAUAGGCUGUCUGACGUAAUCACUGAGAUCACCCAACUUGGUAGUUUGUGACUCACCGCUUGGCUCUGAGUCCACCCGGCUAUGAUGAAGGAGCCGCUCGCUUUCUCACCUUUCUCAGAAAUCACGCUUUCAUUUGUCCAGAUGAGUCAUGACAUGUAAGGCUUUAUCCACCUUAUUCAGUCCUACCAAUUCUCAGAGGUUCACCGUUGUUUUUGUCUUCUGACUUCCCGUUGACGCAAUCACUUACACUGCAUGAGUCAGUGGUGGGCCAUGAGUCGGCUGGGUGACCAGCUCAUAAAAAGCAAAGUGCCGUCUCAAGGAAACAGACCCACAUUAACUAACGCAUACACACGUUAUAAGUGAAGCAAAGUCAUAAAACCUUGAGGCCCACUGGGAAAUUAUACUUGGAUGUGAAUGUGGUUGGAAAUACACUUGUCUUCUAGCAAGUUAUCAACUAAUAAGAAAUCAGUGUGUUUAUGGAAGAGUUUAUGGGAAGAUGUGGGUGUCAGACAAAGAGAUGUACAAACAGUUCAAACAAACAUUGCUAACCGGUUUAGAAACCGACUGUGGGAUAUAUAGGUGAUUUAUUGAGACACCGUUGUUAUCUGUGGCCUGUAAAUUGUCUACAUUUUGAAUUACAAAAUAUUAUGACUGAAACCAUAAAAGUGCUUACUUUCCAUGCUCAUUGUGCUAUGAGAGGUUUUACGAUGAUGGCAAUGUUACUGUCACUAGAAAGAAGGUGAAAACAACUGGUCGAUUGAGCACUCAUAAUAACCAUAUUAUAACACUUUUCAUAUAACACUUUUCACAAAUGCAAAUAGCAAAUUUCAGUAAUUGUCAUCCUUUUAAAGUAAAUAUCUCAUUCACUCUGUGGGGGCAAAUCUGUUUGGCAUCACCAGCCAAUACAUCACUUAAAAGCACAUACUUUAACAGUUUGGUGUUUUUUGGCACUUCAGUUUGUACUCAUCUGAAGCAUUUCUGCACUGAAAGCAUUCUACUGACAUGAGGCUGAGGGCUUCACAUUAAUAUUACCAUGCACUGCUAGAGGAAGCAGGAGGCAACUCGCAGAUGGAUCCCUGAGAUCCAGAUUUCUCCCUCCAAAGAGGUCCUGGCAAAGCUUCAAGCUCGGAAGCACACAGCACUUUGUCAAUUGCUCUCAGCACACAAUAUCUCACAGCGACAUGACUAAUGACUAAGAUACAUUAAUAAGUGCACGAGAUGGUCGUAACCUUUUCGAUAGAAAAUGCUCAGGCUAGUGACUACAUAGACAGACCGAGGAACAUAUGUCUGCAUGUAGUAGCUUGCAAUCAGUCAGCACAGAGUCAGACAAAUAAGGUCUUUGGAAACCCAAUCAUGCCCAAAUAUAUUCAUCUGUUGUCGGAUAAGCAAAACCAACCUGAAAAACAUUGAUACUAUUACAAUAUCGAUAUGUGUGAUGUGCUUCCUGUCUGGUUCUUGUGCAGUUUUGUUGGUUGAUGGUGUAGCUUAUAUGAGCAUCCCUGAGAGAUAAUGUAUUGAUGGAUAUGGUGACCCAGUAUCACAAGUAUUUAAUCAGCAGUAAAGUUCUCUAUUUUGACUUGACCUGUUCAAAGCAAGUAAGAUAGAUCUAACACUAUACGUUUCAUCAAAUUUCCAGUGUUGCAUGCAGAGUAGUUUAAUAUAGACAUUUUUGAAAAUAGACAAAUGUAAUUCUUCUAGAGACAAUGGGUUGUGAUUAAGGUUAGAAACAAUUGAAGCAUUACUGUGUAUGACCAUUACUGCAUAUUGUAAUAUGCAUCAUCACAAAUAAAGCAGAAUUUAAAAUAUUAUUAAUUGCCAUAGAUUGGCAUUGUGACAGUAUUAAAGUAUUUCAGGAUGGUGUUUGAACUUAUGACAACUUUUAUAAGUUUCCUCAGAAAUGUUUCACUGGAUGAAUACUCAGGGUAUGUGUGCUGCCCCUGUAGCAAUUGGAGAGGACUCUCCUGGUAAGUGCAGAAUAAAUUACAACAUGUUAGUGCCAUUAUUUGAGAUGAAAUACUACAAUUUCAUUUUCAAAACAUUGUCUAGGCCCGUAAUGGAGUUCACACAGAGUGGUUACAAGGAGAGAUGUAGCCAGAAAAUGUAGCAAGACAUUUUUAUUCCCAUAACAGCCAAACCAUCUCUAUCACCCCAACAGCAUAUUGCAGGCAUACGGCAUGUGAAAGGGUUACAUAAUGCUCUCUGGAAGUGUGAAUAUGCACUGGGGCGCGUGCUGUGUUAUGAUGCAGCUUUAUGUACACCAUUCAGUUUUAGUCAAUCAUUAGUCCAACUUUUUAAUGUGGAUUUAGACCAAUCAAAUAAGAAAUCCUGAUCCUAACACUUGAAAUGAGCAUGAAGUCAAAUAAGAAACCAAUUCGCCGCUGGAGUAGAAUGUGACUAACGUUGAUGGAAAUGAGUUUACCUGCAUAACAUUUGUUGAGAUUUUAUUUCUCGUUUCGGUUACCCUGACAACCUCAAAUUUUAAAAACCCACAGCUGUUCACAACUCCGCCCUUGA